UAGCCCUCUGGAAGAGGACCUAAGCAGAAUCAUUUCCCAUGGGGCUGGCAGGGUGCCUGGAAGCUGCCUUCCUCCUCCUCCUAGGUUUGAGCACUGGCCAACGGGUGGUAACUGUUCAGAAGGGGCCCCUCUACCGGGUGAGGGGGUCCCACGUCACACUGUGGUGCAAGGUGAGCGGCUACCAGGGCCCGUCAGAACAGAACUUCCAGUGGUCCAUCUACCUGCCCUCAGCCCCAGAGCGGGAGGUGCAGAUCGUCAGCACCAUCGAUCCCUCCUUCCCCUAUGCCAUCUACACCCAGCGGGUGCGCAGCCGGGGGAUCUACGUGGAGCGGGUCCAGGGAGACACCAUCCUGUUGCACAUCACGGAGCUGCAGGACCGGGAUGCCGGGGAGUACGAGUGCCACACACCCAACACCGAUGAGAGGUACUUUGGGAGUUACAGCGCCAAGACAAACCUCUCAGUGAUUGCAGAUACCCUCUUGGCUUCAGUGGCACCCCAGGUCCUCACUUGUGCCGAAGGGGAGGCAAUGGAGCUCACUUGUGAGGUGUCCAAGUCCACUGCCCAGCACACACAUCUGUCUGUUGGCUGGUACCAUCUUCAGGGAGCAGGAGAGAGCCACGCUGAGGAGGUCCUUACACUCUCCAAGGACUUUGUCUUGAUGCCAGGGCCCUCUUACGCACAGAGGUUUCUGGUGAGAGAUGUGCAGCUGAACAAGGUUGGAAACACCACCUACAAGCUCUCCAUUGAGAGAGUGAAGCUGUCUGACCAGGGGCAGCUGUACUGUGAGGCAGCAGAAUGGAUUGAGGAUCCUGAUGAGACGUGGAAGGACAUCUCCCGCAAGCAAACAGGGAGGACAUCACUGGAGGUCACAAGACAGGGCAGAGACAUCUCUGUGGACAUCACUGCUGCUGAAACUUCUCUUUCUGAAGGUGACACCUUGCAGCUAAAUUGUAUGGUGGGAGUCCAGAAGAGCAGCAGUAGACACUUCCAAGUGCUUUGGCUCCUCAAUGGUGUGGAAGUGGCCAGGGUUGAUCCCCAUGGGGUAUUGGUUUGGAAGGAAGAAUAUGAGGAGAGAUCCAAGCUGGGGAACCUGCAAGCAUUCAAGCACAGCAACACAGUUUACGUCCUAACCAUCUAUGAGGUAGGGCUGAAGGACAAUGGUACAUACCACUGCUCUGCUUCAGAGGUGAAGACUCCUGGAGACUUUGACAGCAUCCAAACCAAACUGUCAUCAGGCAUCCAAGUUGAUGUGAAGCCAGUAGAGAGCCGCAUACGCCUGUCCGUGUCCACCAGCACACCACAAAUCAUGGCAGGAGAUACCUUGAUUCUCCUUUGCGAGGUGCAAGGAGUGACCAGCCCUUUAUCUGUGCAGUGGUGGCACUUGCCACCGCAGCACCCGGGUCCCCGGGUGCCAGUGGCCACCAUGUCACAGGACGGCACCCUGAGGCUUGGCAACACCUAUCAGGACAGCAGGGCUCGGGGAAGACUCCGGCUGGAGAAAGUAAAUCCUGGCUCUUUCACCCUGGUGAUCCCCAACACAUUGGAUGAGGGGGAUGGCGGGUGGUAUGGAUGCAAGGCAACGGAAUGGUCCCGAGGCCGGAGCUGGACAAAGGAGGGGGAGACUGCAGUGACAGUCAGCUCCAUGGGUCUAGGUCUGCAUGCCACGCUGAGAAGCCGAACUGCCACCGUCAGAUAUGGUCAGAGUUUUGAACUCAUCUGCCAAGCAAGUGCCAGUUACACCCUCGAGGAGGUGCCGUCAGCUGUGAGGUGGCUCUUCCAGCCCAGCCUGCCCACCAGUCGCUUACAGGAACUGGUCCAGGUCUUUCCCAAUGGCACAAUGGCCUGGGGGCUAGCACAGCCACACUUCCAAGGGAAAGCCCAGCUGACAAGGACUGCUGCCUCUUUCAGGCUGUGCAUCCACAAUGCUGUUGCUGCUGACAAGGGGAUCUACCAGUGUGAGGUGGAGGUCUGGAGGAGGAACACCCUGCCAGUGGGGCAGCCAGCAGCCACCACCAGCUCCAAUGCUGUGGGAAUAAAGGUGGUGCUACCAGAAAGCAAGCUUCGGGUAGCUACAAAUGACAGCUCUGUGGAGAUUGCCAGCGGUGCUGACACAGCAAUUGAGUGCAAGAUGGUGUCUGCCCCCAGUGGUUCUCAGUUUGCUGUUACCUGGUACUUCCUACGUUCUCCUCUGGCAGAUGAAGCCCCCUUGGAAAUUGUCAGGGCCAGCUACAAUAGCAUACUGGAGUAUGGGGCUGAGUUCAGCUCUCCUGCACAUAAGUCCCGGUUCCUGAGCCAGAGGGUGUCCAGCAAUGUUUUCUGGUUGUGGAUACUCUCUGCAAACCAUGGUGACCAGGGCAGCUACUACUGUGUUGUAGAGGAAUGGCUCUGGCUGGCAGAUGGCUGGUACAAACUGGGAGAGGGAACAUCAGGAAGAACCACACUGGCGUUCAAGCUCCCAGAGCGUGAACUGCAGCUGGAGAAAACCAACCACAACAUCUCUGUGAGGGAGGGUGAGGAGGUGACACUGCACUGCCUGCUGCAGGCUGCUGGCCUGCCUGCCACCCACCUCUCAGCCACCUGGUUUCGGGAGGAGAAGGCUGGCCACGCCAGGCCCCUGCUUGCCCUCCGUCAUGACGGUGCCAUCGAAUACCCCCAGGAGAGCUUGGCGGGGAGGCUGCACCUCCGCCGCCCCACUGCUGGAGAUUUCAGCCUGACACUGCACAGCGUGGAGAAGGGGGAUGCUGGGGUGUAUCACUGCCUGGUGCAGGAGUGGCAGCAUCAGAGCGAGGGGAAGGACUGGGUUCUGCAAGCCUUGGCACGCUCAGGGUACAUACAGCUCAGUACCAUCCCACCAGAGUCAACUGUUUUGUCUAGGAUCUGUUCAUCACCACCACUGCUGAACUUCAUCCUGUACUUACCACUGGUUCUGGUCGGUCUUGUGGCCCUUGCUGUCUUUUGCUGGUGCUUCAAGGUCAGGAAAAGCAUGAAGAACUACAUCACAGGAGAUCAGAUGAUGGAACUGCAAGGGGCUGAAGAGGUCAACAAAACUUAG
Calypte anna (Anna's hummingbird) is the source of this 3053-nucleotide messenger RNA. It is a transcript of the gene CD101, whose product is annotated as CD101 molecule. Bases 39 to 3053 code for a protein of 1004 amino acids. The transcript has 9 exons. Lineage: Eukaryota; Metazoa; Chordata; Aves; Apodiformes; Trochilidae. The record is from RefSeq and is a predicted model, not a curated record.